CGGACUGAUUUGCCUCGCUGGGUUCAAGAUGAGCCGAUCGGGCAGCAGACUUAAAGAAGAAGGUGCAGAGCAAAAUGGAGACCCAGGAGGUCAAUGUGUCUGUGUUUACCAGUGUUCACGCUGCAGCAGGGAGUCCUGAAACAAGGCUUUUGUCCACCUUCAAGAAAGACACUCACGCCAGGAAGGCUUACCUGGCAGGGAGAGAGUAUUACAGUGAGGAAGGGAAGACCUUUGACCUGCGUCUUGUUAGAAAAAUAAAGCAACAGCUAAACGCUGAUCCCACUACCCGUCCGGAGUAUCCAUCUUCUCUUGGACUAACAGAAUUCAACAGGCGGGCCGCAGAGGUUGCUUUGGGGAAGAGCUCUCGGGCUAUAGUGGAGGACCGGGUGUUAAGCGUCCAAACUCCUGGGUUUACCGCUGCUGUGCGUCUCGGGGCUGAAUUCUUGAGACACUGGUUUGAUGUCUCCGCCGCUUGGUGCGGGCCGGUCUACCUGUCCUCCCCUUGUGACGACUCAUUGGCUGGUAUCUUCCAGGCAGCAGGGAUCCAAGAUAUCCGUGAGUAUUAUUACUGGGAUGACAAGCAGCGGGGCGUUUGUUUGGAUAAGCUUCUGGAGGAUCUGGAGAAGGCUCCGGAGCAAAGUGUUGUUGUCCUAUCAGCGUCCUCCCACUAUCCAACCGGAGCCGACCUCUCUCACAAUCAAUGGGCUGUGAUUACAAAACUCAUCAUGAGGCGUAGGCUUUUCCCUUUCCUCUUGCUGCCUCCUCAGGCGCUCCGCUAUGGAGAUUUGGAGCGGGAAGCCUGGCCUGUUCAGUACUGUGCAUCGCAGGGGAUGGAGCUCCUCUUGGCUCAGUCGUUCGCCCACUGCUUUGGAUUAUAUGGCGAGGCUGUCGGACACCUUCUGUGCGUGUUAAAGCAGAACUCCCUCCUGUUAUCUGUGCGGUCUCAAGCUGACAAAAUAGUCAGGUCGCUGUGGGCCCAGCCGUCCGUAGGAGGAGCACAUGUUGUGGCUACAGUGCUCAGCAACCCAGCCCAUCUAGUUGAAUGGAAGGAAGAAGUAAAGUGCAUCGUGGAGAGAUUAAUGCUGAUCAGAGAAAUUUUAAGGGAGAGGCUGAGGCUUUUGGGAACUCCAGGUUGCUGGGACCACCUGACUCAACAAGGUGGACUCUACUGUUGCACAGGCUUGAAUGGUGCGCAGGUAGAAUUUCUGUCUAAGAGGAGACAUGUGUACCUGCUCCCCAGUGGCUGUCUUAAUGUGAGUGCAAUCAACGGUCGUAACUUGGACUAUAUAGCCGAGUCCAUCCAUCUGGCCCUGACCACUUCGCUCUCACCAUGUGGCUUUUAAGCAAGCACUGAAAUCAGUGUCAAAGGGGCUUUUCAGCCAGACUGAGGCUCUUGUAUAAAUUGGUCAUUGUUUGUGUCAAAUGGAAAUGCUCAGUUUCAAGUUUAUUGUAAUUACAAUUGCAUGUCUGGCAAUUGCAAAGUAAAAGGUGAUUAACGUACAGAAAAAUGUAGAGCAAACUAGGACUGCUUAUUGACUAACUUUUCAUGACAAAGGUGCAAUCACUAGUAACAGAGGACAGGAAGUGAUGGUCCUUUAGAUGAGCAGACUUGAGUAUGGGAUGUGGUCAUGUGGCCUGUGUUUGUUAUACAGUAGGUCAGCCACAGGUGAAACAAUUUCAUAGCAGUGGAGUGAUCUUUUUGUUUAAAUUGUGUUACUUUAACUGCUUUUGUCUGCUGUAUAUAUUAGCAGUGGCUCAAAGACUUACAUAUAUUGACACUUUUUAUUGUUUUGGUGCUUAUCUUUUGUAGUCUACACAGAGAGUACGUAUAAGGCUAAAGCCAGCAGCUUGUUAACUUAGCUUACCUUGUUUACAAAUAACAUGUAACAUCUGGUUUGUGCAUCCGUACAAAAACUGAAAUGUGUAUUUGUGGUUUUACAGGGGGACAAAACCUUCAUCUUUGGUUUUGUACGGAUUAAACAAAUCGGGCAAAUAUUAGAAUAAUAUCAAUCUUUUUAUCUAACUUUCAGCAAGAUAGCGAAUAAGUGUAUUUCCCAUAAUGUCUUUUUCCUUUACGUAUAUAGUGGACAUGUACCGUAAAUGUUAAUGUCAUGAAUGGGUAUGAGUCACUUUAUAUUAAACAGAUUUCAGUGAGUUGUUGUAGUUUGAAUUGUGUAUGUUUGUAUGUAUGUAGGCUACGCUGUACUUUGUUAGGGACAACAUGAUGUUUGGAUGAUGUCCAGACUCCACUCACCAGCACGAUCAGGUGAAUAAAGAGCUUAUCAGUGCCCGAUGGGAAAUCACUCUGACGGAUAAGCCUUACACAAACAGCAUAAUGCCCGCUGCAAAGCAGAAUGCUUCCUUCCAGCUUCAUGAAUUCAUUUUAAUUGCAAAGAACAUCAGUCAGAAAAAUGAAUCUUCAACAUAUUGAAGCAUGCAUACACAGCUUCCUUUUGACUUGGGAGGAUUGA
Molecule: messenger RNA, 2471 nt
Organism: Cottoperca gobio
Lineage: Eukaryota; Metazoa; Chordata; Actinopteri; Perciformes; Bovichtidae
Gene: got1l1
Product: glutamic-oxaloacetic transaminase 1 like 1
Biological process (GO): L-aspartate biosynthetic process
Cellular component (GO): cytosol
Molecular function (GO): pyridoxal phosphate binding; L-aspartate:2-oxoglutarate transaminase activity
Source: RefSeq, a predicted model, not a curated record